UUUUCUAAUUGAAAUGUAUGUUUUCAGUUUUCUUCUUCCACUAUAUAAUAACCUCAUUCUAUCUUAUACUGACAUAAUUAGUACUACAUUUCAAAAACUGAGAGAGUAAAGAGAAAAGAAGAGAGAUCUUUUAGUUUAUUAGAACAUAAGCAUGGAGAAGGAGGAAGAUGUAAAGGUUGGAGCAAACAGAUUCUCAGAGAGACAGCCAUUAGGGACAGCAGCUCAAAGUGACAUCAGAGACUACAAAGAAGCACCACCAGCUCCAUUAUUUGAGCCUGGUGAGCUUAAGUCAUGGUCUUUUUACAGAGCUGGAAUUGCUGAGUUCGUAGCUACUUUCUUGUUCUUGUAUAUCACCAUUUUGACUGUAAUGGGUGUUAACAGAUCAACCUCCAAAUGUUCCUCUGUUGGCAUUCAAGGUAUUGCUUGGUCUUUUGGGGGUAUGAUCUUUGCACUUGUUUACUGCACUGCUGGAAUUUCAGGUGGACACAUAAACCCAGCUGUGACAUUUGGUCUCUUUUUGGCAAGGAAGCUCUCACUAACAAGAGCUAUAUUCUACAUUGUGAUGCAAUGUCUUGGGGCUAUUUGUGGUGCUGGUGUGGUGAAAGGUUUUGAAGGUAAUGCUAGGUAUGAGUUGUUCAAAGGUGGAGCUAAUUUUGUAAAUCCUGGAUACACUAAAGGUGAUGGACUUGGAGCUGAGAUUGUUGGUACCUUUGUUCUUGUUUACACUGUUUUUUCUGCCACUGAUGCCAAGAGAAAUGCUAGAGACUCUCAUGUUCCUAUAUUGGCUCCUCUUCCUAUUGGGUUUGCUGUGUUCUUGGUGCACUUGGCUACAAUUCCCAUUACAGGAACUGGCAUUAACCCAGCUAGGAGUCUUGGAGCUGCCAUCAUCUUUAACAGAGACUUAGCUUGGGAUGACCAUUGGAUAUUCUGGGUUGGACCUUUUAUUGGAGCUGCUCUUGCUGCUGUGUAUCACCAGAUUGUCAUCCGAGCCAUUCCUUUCAAGACAAGGGCUUGAUUGAGACUUUUCUUAUCUUUGCUUGUUUGUAAUGUAAUCUUCUUGUGUCUUGUUAAUCACUUUGUAUUAAUUAAUCCAUCAUUUGGGUGUAAAUUGUUUCCUUCAUUAAUGUUCACUUCAAAGAAGAAUGUGGAUCAUUCUUUUCUACUAA
This is a messenger RNA of Trifolium pratense (red clover), 1166 nucleotides long. RefSeq names its product probable aquaporin PIP1-2. Gene Ontology annotation, molecular function: water channel activity. Gene Ontology annotation, biological process: response to water deprivation; transmembrane transport. NCBI's taxonomy places the organism in Eukaryota, Viridiplantae, Streptophyta, Magnoliopsida, Fabales, Fabaceae. The transcript is spliced from 4 exons. The record is from RefSeq and is a predicted model, not a curated record. Bases 152 to 1015 code for a protein of 287 amino acids. Gene Ontology annotation, cellular component: vacuole; plasmodesma; plasma membrane.